AUUUCAUUCGUGCUCGGGUCCCAUUUUCGCGUCAAGUACGCUGUGUACUCCACCUCAGUUUGUUAAGGAGAUUUUUCAUCGUGCCUAGGGCGAUCAGACGGAUAAUGAUUUCGCCAGUUUGCACCAAUGCAUUGUUCUGAAGUUGAUCUUUGCUGACUUCCGAGCUCGCAGAUUCAUAUUAGUGCUCUUACCGCUCACAUUCCGGACGUACAGAAUCAUUGGGCGCACUCAGGAAUAGGCAUGCGAUAUGGUUUUGCCACAUGUUAUGUUGUCAGAGUGUGACACACUACGGAGUUGAUAUGUUGGUGUCGAAUUCCGACCGGUCAGGAUCUCUCGGUGCAGCCCCAGGGCCUAGACGGGGAUUGCACAGAGGUGCAUGCGGUACCGGAGGGUUCAUCGUCUACCUUAACUCCGGGAACGCGACGCAGGCGAACAUCACGCCUAUCAUCUCGCAGAUCUCCGCGCCGCUCAACAACGCGCUCGGCUCGGUCAACGGCCUCAAGAGCCAGGGUGUCUCCCAGAACGAGCUCCUCCUCUCCGAGGAUGGCUCCGAGAUCCUUUCCGUCGGCGCUCUCGCCGCGCUCAUUGCCGCCGAUCUCGUUCUGCUCUUCAAGGCCAUCGGUGUUGUCCUCGCCAUUGUUGGUGCUGACUUGCUCGCAAUCCUGAUCCCGCUCCUGUACGCCGUCGGAAUUCUGGUCUACAAGAUCCUCUUCGUCGUCCUCGGUCUCGUCAGCGGCCUGCUCUUCGCUCUGACCCCUCUCCUCAGCAGCAUCGUCGGUGUCCUCGACACCCUAGGAUUGACUGUCCUCCUCCUCCUCCUGGCCCUCUAAGCGCUACCACCUGGCAGCGCCUAGCGAACACGUCCGCGCUAGCUAGUUGCAAGCCUCGUCGGGAUGCUAGCGCGAAUGAGCUCGUGGGCCUACUAAAUGCAGGAUUAACGACUAGCUUUCAUGAUCCUUGCCACGUUUGAAGUUCAAUUAGGGUUUGUUUUUAGUUUAUGAAGUUUCUUCGUGUAGAAAAUGUGUACGUUCUUAGGGUACUAGUCUACGUGUUCUUCAUAGAACACGUAUAGAACACGUGGAAAAAGUUC
Messenger RNA from Coniophora puteana RWD-64-598 SS2, 1090 nucleotides. RefSeq lists its product as uncharacterized. Lineage: Eukaryota; Fungi; Basidiomycota; Agaricomycetes; Boletales; Coniophoraceae. The coding region runs from base 261 to 830 and encodes 189 amino acids. The record is from RefSeq and is a predicted model, not a curated record. The transcript is spliced from 5 exons.